Messenger RNA from Amphimedon queenslandica, 1241 nucleotides. RefSeq names its product rhodopsin, GQ-coupled-like. NCBI's taxonomy places the organism in Eukaryota, Metazoa, Porifera, Demospongiae, Haplosclerida, Niphatidae. The record is from RefSeq and is a predicted model, not a curated record. Gene Ontology annotation, cellular component: membrane. Gene Ontology annotation, molecular function: G protein-coupled receptor activity. Gene Ontology annotation, biological process: G protein-coupled receptor signaling pathway. The transcript has a single exon. Bases 282 to 1241 code for a protein of 319 amino acids.
GGAGUGAGCUUCUGUAAACUUUCUAAUUAUUGCUUUAUACUAACUAAAUUUUUAGGAAACUAGCAUUAAUAUGCUGAUUCCAUGAUUGAUAUUAAUUUUGCCCACUUUGUUGAUAACUCUAAACAAUUCUGCAUUUUGUACCAAUGUAUGUGUUAAACUGAAAAAUACAGGCUUCCAUCUCAAUGAUUCAAUAAAGCACACCUCUUUGAAAGAACAGGAGCUGUCUCUUAUUGUAUCUAGUCUACAAGCAUCUGCGCCAGCUACUUUCAUUAUCCUUAUUGAUGGACAUUAUGUCAUUCAACUCUACAGACUUUGUUCUAACUGGAGAUAUCAGCAGUCCUACUUUUGCAGCAGUUCUUGGUAUUGAAGGAGUCAUUGGUAUAAUAGUUAAUGUAGCAGUGUUAUUAAUGACACUGUAUCAAAGGAAAUCCUGGAAUCAAUCAUCAGCAGUAUUCUUCACUUCUCUCCUACUGUCUCACCUCAUUAUUGCUCUAUGGUAUUUCAUGUCUUCUAUUGCAGUAGGAGCUGAAGAAUGGAUCUUUGGAAACACUUUUGAGGAAAAGAAUGCAACAUGUAUGUUUGUUGCUUAUAUCAUUUGGUAUGGCAGUAUGGAUAUUUCUGCAACAUUAGCUGCUAUAUCUUUUGAUCGGUUUCUGUUUAUUGUCAAGCCUUAUCUUCACAAGCGGUUCAUGAAACCACGAGUAGCUCUGAUCCUGGUUAUUGGUGUGUGGGUGAUGAGUUCACUAAUAAAUACUAUACCAUUUUAUAGUACAGGUGGAUAUGGGUAUUUUCCUCAUAGUGGUAUUUGCUCAUUUUUAAAUAGAACAUCAGCAUAUUUUGUAGUUCUGAUAGUAGUGUAUGCUAUUAUUUAUUCUAUAAUAGCAUUUACAUCUAUUUGGACAUUCUUUUUCACUCGUAGCUUCAUAAAGAGGCAGGGUCGAUCAGUUGAUAGAGGUGUGUAUCAGUCUAAGAAUAAGAGGCUGUUUGGAAUUUUUGGUUCCAUGCUUCUAUUCUACAUCAUAGCUUUACUUCCAUCAUGUAUUAUUAUUUUUUCUAUCUACUUUGACCUACCUGAUGGCCUGUAUGCUUUUAGCAUUUGUACAUAUGGGUUGGUCACAAUAAUAAAUCCUCUCAUUCAAUCAUAUUUUAGGCCAGAGAUAAAAGCAACUUUAGUUUUAAUUGCCAAUAAAAUUGGAUUAAAGUCAAACAAAAUUGGUACUAGUCAAGCCAUGGCUGAUUGA